UUCCUUUCACUAUUACAGUAGCAAUGCAAUAUGCAGCAGCUCUACGAUUUUAGCUCGUUAACACUGCCUCUACGACGAUAUUGGUAAGAGCAGGCAAUUUGCACCAGUUGAAUAUUUUCCACCGCUAUUUCCCACAAUGGCGUCCAACCAGUGAGCCAACGAAAGGAUGAGGGGUAGACAGAGAGGGGUGGGUUAAGGUAGAACAGAAAGGACUGGAGAAGGGCUGGUAGCCUGGCUAGCUGGCAGACUAGCUGGCAGACUAGCUGUCUGGCUCGACGUUGACGAUGCUAGUGGGGGUGGAAAACAGGACGAAAAGACGACGACAGCACACAGCGUAUAUAAGGACGCUGAGAGGGGUGAGCAAGAGAGAAUCGCAGACAUGCUACGAGAUGGAGAGGUACCUGAAGGACGAGCCGAAGUUACAAUCGUACAAAAAGUUGCCCACGGAAUUGGACACAGCACCCUGGAAUCUUUUCAGGGCGCCACCUAUCUCCUGGACGGCAACAACCGGCACCGCCAAUUCACAAUUCGAAUCCCCAAUCAAAAUGGAGGUAACGACGUCGUCAGACGAGAGAGAAACGCUUUGUCUGGAGGACAUCAAAUUUGGCCCUAGCGAUCACAACCACAAUGGCCGUGAUAGGGAUCUUCUCGAUCGACACCUCGAUUCUUUAUCGAUGUCCUCGGCUAGUUCAGCGUGUUCGGCGUUAUCUUGGGAUAGCUCGCGUUCUCUCUCCUGUACAGCGCUUAUUCUUAAAAAGGAACCAAGCGAAGAUCUUGAGGAGGAUGAAGAACACGAGGAGAUCGAGGAAGAUGAGGAUAGCGGGUGCGAGAGCGAAGGUCAGAUCCUGACACCGCCGUCGAGUCCAGGCUCGGGUCAAGGUCAUUCCAACUCCAGUCACUCGUCGAGCGGUAGUUCGAUGCUCGACGUGCACAACCUCAACCUUCAUGGGACGGGCGGUAGGAGUGCCAUCGUCAGGGUUACCACCAGCAACGCGCAGGGCGUCGCGAGACUAAUCUCCGUGACGGCAAAUGGCUUCUCAGCGGUCGCGAGCACACAACACGCGCACACAGGUGCGAAUGCAUCAGCGAGCACGGUAUCCAACAGGCAUCACGCGAGGAGCCACGAGCACAGCCCACCUGACACAAAGCGCAGGAUACACAAAUGCCAAUUUCCGGGAUGCAAAAAAGUAUAUACUAAGAGUUCACAUCUUAAAGCUCAUCAAAGGACACAUACGGGAGAGAAGCCGUACAAAUGCAGCUGGGAAGGUUGCGAAUGGCGAUUUGCACGUUCGGAUGAGCUCACGCGCCAUUAUCGCAAGCACACCGGUGCGAAGCCAUUUAAAUGUCGACACUGCGACCGAUGUUUUUCACGCAGCGAUCACCUAGCGCUCCACAUGAAGAGACACGUAUAAUCCAUCGUCACCCCGAGCGGUCCUCGAAGCCGCAAGGAAAUGCGACGGUCUACCGAGAAAAACGACGACAUUAAGAAGAAGAAGGAGAAGAAGAAGAAGAAGAAAAAGAAAAAGAAGAAAAAUAACGAAAACAAAAAUAUGACGAAGAAAAAGAAGAAGAAGAAAAACAAUAUAAGAAGAAGAAGAAAAAGGAGGAGGAGGAGGAAGAGGAGAAGGAGGAAGGGGAGGAUGAUGAUGACGAACAAAAAAAAAGAAUGGCGUCGAUCGCGCGUGAAGAUGACGAAAAAGAAAAUGAUAUAAAAAUUGAAUCGCUGACGACGUCUUAUUUCCAAACGGGGAAAAUUAAAUAUUCCUCGUAAGUUCUUCGCCUCCUUUUCAAAAAUGAACCCCCCCCCUCCCUCCCUCGUUUGUAUUAGUUAAGGGAAGUAAGAGAGUUAAAAUAUAGAAUGAAAGAGCGAGCGUAUGUGUUGUAUAUGUGUGCGUGUGCUGGCGUAUGAGUGCGCGCGUGUGCGUUUUGUGUGUGUUCGCCUUUCGACUUGCAACGAGAGCGAAUCGAACAGCUCGCUGAAGAAGUUAAUGAAAAAAAAAGAAAAAAAAGAAAAUAAGAAAAAAUAAAUGAUUAAUUGUUCUAUCGAAGAACAAAUUCGUUUCUAACGAUGAUAUACGUUGAUGACGAUUCAAAACGGAUAGGACACAUUAUAUCAUUGGACCUCUGAGCACGAAGAUAAACUCAUUCAUUUUUGAUAUCCUUCUCGAGCUUAUUCGUGGAAUCUUUUUUAAUGGCGAUUAGAUGUCUCGAAGUUUAAUGAAAGAGGAGAAGAGAAGAUAUGUUGGUUGUUAAUUCAAAUUAAACAAUUUUUUUUCUCCAUACAAAUACGUUUGUCAUUCCAUUAAUUUCCAGAAGAAGAAGAAGAAGAAGAAGAAGGAAGAAACGAGUUAGUGUAGGAGAGAGUAGAUCGACGGUCAUGAAAUAAUCAUCGAAUGAAGAAGAGAUUAAUUAUUAUAUAGUGAAAGAAUAUGAAAUAUGAAAUAAAAAUAAAAUGAAGAAGAGAGAUAGAUUUCUUAGUAGACGUAUGUACGAUUUCUCCUGUUCGAAGAUAAGAUACAGAAAAUACCUAUCUUCGGCCUUGAGACCGUCAAUCACUGCCAAUUAAUUAUGUUCUAAAAUCCACGCGACCGUCGAUCCUCAGAAUGAGAGUUACGAGAAAAGAAAUAAUGGAAAAGAAAAUGGAAAGAAGGAAGGAAGGAAACGCGAGUGGAUGAAAUCUUGAUUUAAUGGAAAAUAGAUAGAAAGAAAGCUAAAUAAUUUCAAAGAAAAUGGAAAUAGAAAACUAUAUAUUUAUUAAUAUUAAAUAACAAAUGUCUUAUGUAAUUACGGACCGUCUGCCUCUUGUAACAAACGAUCAAACAAAUGUGUACAUUUAAACAAUUUUUAUUUAACUGAACUACGACGAAGCGGCUAUAAUUUUGUAUUGACCGAUCGAUCAAUCGAUCCAAUGCGAAUUUAUUUCUACUAAAAGAAUGCACAAUAUAACAAAAAAAAAAAGCAAAAAAAAAGAGAAUUAUGUAACUCGUUUUAUCGCGCGAAUACGUCAAUCUCUAGAUAAAGAAAAAAAAAGAGUAAGGACAAUAAUAAAAUUGCAGUCUACUGGUGCCAAACGUUAGUGUGAUUUUUUCUUUGAAAUUUCAUUUUUCGCUCUAUAACCAUAAGUGAACGAUUAAACCAAAAAAGAAAUGAUUAUUAAAAAAAAAAAAAGGUAAAAAGAGUAAAAGUAAAAAAUAAACGAACGUCGUAAAUAAGGGAUGAACGGCUUCGCGCGUCAACGUUGUUGCAUUAAAUCGAACGAUUGAAAACGAAAACACCACCACCAUAUAUAUUUAUUUGUAUGGAAUUUAAAAUAUUGUAUGUGUACGCGACGUGCGCGAGCAAAAAGGACAGAAAAAGAUGACGAGAAAGGGAAUAAAAUGUGGGAAGGAAUGAGAAAUGGGAAGAGGUGACGGGGUUGAAGGGAAGAGGAGACAAAUACGAAGCUGCCUGUAAUCGAAUACGUGAUUUCUACCAGUUUUCGACGAAACCAAAGUUUACCGCGCGGCUAAUCCCGAAUUAACAAUGCAAAUUAUAACGCGAAGCUUCGUUGCAAGCCUCCCCCUUCGCGCACACCCCUUCUCCACUCUGUUUUCUUCUACGCCGAUCCCCUAGGGGAUUUUCUGGGCAUUCCCGAAAUGUUUUAGAUAGUGUAAAACGAAAGUUUUUCAGGAGAUUUCGACCGUUCGUCGGUGGCUGAUUUUUUUAAAAUAGACAAAGUAUAUAUCUUAAUAUCUACACACACAUCUACAUGCAUGUAUUACCUUUCUCUCUGUAAUUGUUUUUCAUGUUUCUCAUAUUCUUAUUAUUCUAAUUAAUGAAUUAUUAUUAGUGCGACGAAACUAUAGACUCUUCGUUCUCUUUUUACGAAAAUUGCAAAGAAGAAAAAAAAAAGAAUAUGUUCGUUUCGACGAGAGAACGAUACAUGCGUUUUUACGAACAAAUACAUACGACUUUGUACUUUUGUACGAUGGCUUUUUAAAAAAUGAUAAAGGAAGAUGGGAGAAGGACGGUCGAGAUAAUUAAAAAAGAUCGGAUAACGGGUCGUGUGUCAAGGUCGUUCAUCAAAAAAGGUUAUACUCGACGAGACGAGAAAUAAAUCUCUCAUCAGAAGCAUAUAGCAGAAAUAAGUAAUAUAUUUUUUAAUAUUCUCAUCCUAUUUCAUAAAGGGGGAAGCAGGCAGGCGUAUAAUAUUUAAGAAAGAGAAGAGAUGGUCGAAGCAUACGAACAGUAUUCCGCACAAAAGAUAUAAUUAAAUAAAAGUAAAUACAUAAAUAAAUAAAUAAAAAGAUAAUGAGUAAAGAAGAUGAAGAAGAAGAAGAUAUAUAAAUAUACCCGUCGAAUCUUUCUCACGUCUCGGAAAUUUUAAUACUUGCGAAUAUUGCCUUUUUUGAUGGGCGACAAAAAACUUUAGGGCAGACGGUCAUCUAUACGGUUACUCCGUGUUUUUCGCACAAACGAUCAACGAAAUUGAACAAACUAUGUCAAGAAAAUUUCGACGAACCCUGA
Messenger RNA from Polistes canadensis, 4506 nucleotides. Its product is annotated as Krueppel-like factor 6. The record is from RefSeq and is a predicted model, not a curated record. The transcript has 7 exons. NCBI's taxonomy places the organism in Eukaryota, Metazoa, Arthropoda, Insecta, Hymenoptera, Vespidae. Gene Ontology annotation, molecular function: DNA-binding transcription factor activity, RNA polymerase II-specific; RNA polymerase II cis-regulatory region sequence-specific DNA binding. The coding region runs from base 285 to 1412 and encodes 375 amino acids. Gene Ontology annotation, biological process: regulation of transcription by RNA polymerase II.